CUUGUCUUUCCAGCGUUUUGACACAUUUCUCCAUUCACUUCUCCACAUCAUCGCUGGCAAGCUUGCUCUGACAAAUCCGUCUUUGUCUUUCUUUCAUCGAUGUGACGCUGCACUCCUCGGUUGCGCUAUAUUCUCCGCCGCCUCACCCUCGCCUCGAAACUUAGCAUCAACACUCACCCCACCACAGUACUCUGUUCUACAUUGUCCACUGCCUGACAGUACCUCCCUUCUUUGUUCCGCCGGUUUCAUUUCAUCGACAAGUACCCAACAGCUCGGUCUCGCCCGGCUCCGGACGAGCACGAGCCACAAGCCGCAUUCAAGACGACGUCUCACGGCCAGAAACGCAAGGCGCCAUCUGACACCGAUUCUACCGCACAUCUCAUAAAGAAGAGGUCUAGUAAGCUGGACAGUGUCAGGGACACAGAUAUCGUGAAGAGCGCGGGCACUGCGGAGCUGCCAGCUACGCCUCAGACCACAGGUUCCGGCAUGGAUUCGGACGAUGACAUGCGUAGUGUACAGAGUAGUGACGACGAUUUUAUGGAUGGGGGCGAUAGCCCGUUUAGCGUUGAUGAUGAUGACGACUCAGAUAUAGAUCUGGAUGACGGCAUCGGCUUUGAAGCCCAAGACAAGGACAUAUAUCCAGCCAAGAAAUCCUAUGAGGUCGACUUUGAUGUAUUCGGUCCUGAGCAGAUUCAGGCGCACCAGGACAGGCAGGUUGAGGAAGUCUCAAAUAUCCUGGGACAACCUACAGAAUCCACAGCUAUACUCCUCCGAUACGCAAAAUGGAACAAAGAACGAUUGAUAGAAUCCUACAUGGAUAGACAAGAUGAAGUACUGGAAGCCGUUGGGCUCGGUUCGGAUGCCAAUGUUCCCAGGAAAAUUACAAAAGUCAAGGGAUUCAUAUGUGACAUAUGUUGCGAAGAUGACGCCGAUUUGGACACUUUCGCUAUGAAAUGUGGGCAUCGCUUUUGUGUAGACUGCUAUAAACAAUAUUUGUCGCAAAAGAUCAAAGAGGAGGGAGAGGCAGCGCGCAUCAAAUGCCCUGGAGAUGGCUGCAAUCGCACAGUCGAUUCAAAGUCGCUAGACCUUCUUGUCGGCCAUGACUUGCACGCUAGGUACCACGAACUUCUCACCCGCACCUAUGUCGACGACAAGGAUAAUCUGAAGUGGUGUCCGGCCCCGAACUGUGUAUACGCCAUAGACUGCAAAGUCAAGGCGCGAGACCUGAUGCGAAUAGUGCCGACCGUCCUCUGCAAAUGCGGCCAUCCCUUUUGCUUCGGCUGUACUCUCGCUGACCAUCAACCUGCACCUUGCGCGCUUGUCAAGAAGUGGCUCAAGAAGUGUGAAGACGAUUCCGAGACGGCAAAUUGGAUAUCGGCAAACACAAAAGAAUGCCCCAAAUGCGGCUCCACGAUCGAGAAGAAUGGUGGUUGCAACCACAUGACGUGCCGGAAAUGCCGCCACGAGUUCUGCUGGAUGUGCAUGGGGAUCUGGUCCGAGCACGGAACCAGCUGGUACAACUGCAACCGUUUUGAAGAAAAGUCCGGCCACGACGCCCGUGAUGCACAGGCCAAGUCCCGUCAGUCGCUUGAGCGCUACUUGCACUACUACAAUCGCUAUGCAAACCAUGAGCAGUCGGCAAAACUUGACAAGGACAUCUACCUCAAGACGGAGAAGAAGAUGACACAGUUGCAGGUUACAGCCAGCAUGUCGUGGAUCGAAGUGCAGUUUCUCGAGAGUGCAAGUCAGGCCCUGCAGCAGUGCCGGCAGACGCUGAAGUGGACGUAUGCGUUCGCCUAUUACCUUGCGCGCAACAACCAGACGGAAAUCUUCGAGGAUAACCAGAAGGACCUCGAGAUGGCGGUGGAGAAUCUGUCGGAGAUGUUUGAGAAGAGCGUCGACCAGUUAGCCGGGCUGAAGGUCGACAUGUUGGACAAGACGAGCUAUUGCAACCGCAGACGGGUCAUUCUAUUGGAGCACACGGCAAAUGAUCUCAAGGCUGGCAAUUGGGAAUUCAAUGUUACGCUGACAUGAUGAAGCCGAUUUCCUCCCAUCCUAGCCACUCUGGCUUCAGCAAGGAGUUUUGGUAUCUUACUACAACUUUCAUCUCGCCUCACUUAUUAUGCUCUGUUUUCUUUUUGUUAAAGGAGUAUUUACUCUUGCAUGUCCGGAGCUCUAUGAUUUUUUUUGUGCACGGGAUCAUGGGGAUGGCUGGGAAGCUUGCAUUACACGAACCAGACCUCGAUCGGGGGAGUCCGGUGGGACUACGAUGGUCUGACUUGCAUUUUUUAUCUUUCGACUGCGGAGCGUGUGGGAUAGUCAAACGGCACAGUAUUGUUCGGUCCGGAAGCGAAUAGGGGUCGGGGAGCAGUAUAUGCUAGCAUUAGUAGCGUCAGACAGACCGCAAUGAGACAGACAGAAGACAGUCAGACAGCCAGACGACAGACAGACAAUCAUUUCGUGAUUAUU
Pseudovirgaria hyperparasitica is the source of this 2469-nucleotide messenger RNA. RefSeq lists its product as uncharacterized. Gene Ontology annotation, cellular component: ubiquitin ligase complex; cytoplasm. NCBI's taxonomy places the organism in Eukaryota, Fungi, Ascomycota, Dothideomycetes, Acrospermales, Acrospermaceae. The transcript is spliced from 4 exons. The record is from RefSeq and is a predicted model, not a curated record. Gene Ontology annotation, molecular function: ubiquitin protein ligase activity; ubiquitin conjugating enzyme binding; zinc ion binding. Gene Ontology annotation, biological process: ubiquitin-dependent protein catabolic process; positive regulation of proteasomal ubiquitin-dependent protein catabolic process; protein polyubiquitination. Bases 487 to 2034 code for a protein of 515 amino acids.